Messenger RNA from Phanerochaete carnosa HHB-10118-sp, 804 nucleotides. RefSeq lists its product as uncharacterized. The transcript is spliced from 7 exons. The record is from RefSeq and is a predicted model, not a curated record. Lineage: Eukaryota; Fungi; Basidiomycota; Agaricomycetes; Polyporales; Phanerochaetaceae. Bases 1 to 804 code for a protein of 267 amino acids.
AUGUCGGAUAGUGUCAAGCUGAUCAAAGACGUUGCCAACCAGCACAUUGGCCCAUGCUCGACAGAGAACCUUACCGCAUGGGAGUCUGACUACCAUUCCACGCAUAGAAUCAACAUCAACCGGCAAAGCAAGACCGUAAGAAAGUUCUGUCAUGCAGCUAUUGCCUGCGUAACAGAAGAUAUGGUAUUCCAUCAUGGCAUAUACCCCUCUGACAUUUGUAUUCACGAGCAGCAGCAGCUCAUUAUUGUUUUCGCUAAGAAGCUGAGUUAUAAUGAAAUUGCAGCAUGCCUUGAAGCCGAUAUACUGCGUACCUCUAUCAGAGAUGAUGUGGAGCCGCUUGUGGUAACAGAGUAUGGCCUCAGCUCCGGUACACCCGAAGCUGAGGAGGCUAGCAAGAUCUGGGCAUUCCCUGGGGAUGUCAUGUUAAGGGCGGGUGUGGACAACAAACAUCCGUUCAAAUGUCCCAUCUUUACGAAGAUAAUCAAAGAUGCCUUCUUCAUGGCAGGCACCAAGGGAAAGCCAGCUGCAGCCACGGACAAGGAGGCGGUCUUCACCUCGAGUGAGUACAUGAAGCCGCACAAAAAAGAGAUGCUGCCAAACAUGGUUGCUUUGGCUUGCGCCACGAUCCACCUUGCCCUUGAUGAGUGGUCAGGCAGUGAACAUAAGAAGACUGAUUACAGCACGACCAAGGCUGAGAAGGUUUAUAAGGCAGCGAUGGAGUCUCUUAACUGGCUUGCUUCAAACUGCCCCGCCGCAUAUCACCACACCUUGCAUAACCUCUACGUCAACGUCUGGUGCGUAUAG